GUGAGAAUGUCUUUCAUCCUCUUUGGGGCGAGUUUAUCUUAUCGGUUAUUUCAUUCAUUUUAUUGCCUUUUAGCUUUAUUUAUUUCUCUUCCCUCUUGCACCACUUUUGCCACUUUUUUUCUCGCAUUUUCUCCCUCUCUCUCUCCAUGCGAUGUGUGAUAAAAACUCCGGGUUUAAAUCCAAUUAAUGCAUAAAAUUAGCUAUUUUGCCUGUUUACCAAUCAGUUCUGUGCUGAAUCUCGAAGUGAUCACAAAUAUGCAUUCAAUUGAUCUCUUCUCCUCAACUUGCUACAAGCAAAAGGCACGAGGAUCGACGUACGGAAGCUACGGGCCCAAGAAUCACCCCAUCAAUGUUCUGCGGUAUAAAUUCCCAACAAAAGUUCCGGUGAUCCUGGAGCGAUAUCGAUACGAAAGAGAUCUCCCAGAUGUUGGGCAGAGGAAGUAUGUGAUCCCACAGGAAAUGUCCAUGUCGCAGUUUCAUCAAAUGGUACGCCAGAGGAUGAAUCUCAGCCCCUCCAAAGCUCUCUUCUUCCUAGUCAACAAUCGCACGAUGGUAUCUCUCGGGAAAUCCCUCCUGGAAGUUUAUGACGAAUUCCAAGAUGCUGAUGGCUUCCUUUACAUCACCUACGCCAGUCAGGAUGUCUUUGGAUGAAAGAUCUCCCUCCCCAUCAUUAAUCUCUCUGACCGUCCGCAUGGCAUAUAAGCGGGCUUUGACUUGGCAUAAAAAAUGCUCCAAGCCGCGUUUAAGCGGUGAUAAUAGAAAUUUUAUAUUCAAUCACAACGAGGGUUAUCUCAUGUUUAGUUUAGAGACGACAGAUUAAUUAUAAAUCAAUUAAUGUUUAAGUCACAAUUUUUUAUCUAUGUUGACUAAGCUAAACUUUCUUCUAUCGCUAUCGCCGCUGCUUUGCUGUUGGCUUUCUCUAUCAGGAAGAAUAAAUUCAUCAUAAAUUUUCCAUUCCCCCAACUAAUAAGUAAUGCAUACAUAUUCCCAAUAAUCGGGCAUUUGAUAAAGCAGGGCGGGAUAACACUAUGUAAACAAACUGGCAGAAAACACAAUAUUAUAAAUUGUAUAAUAAAUUUUUAUUUUAAUAAGA
Molecule: messenger RNA, 1093 nt
Organism: Lutzomyia longipalpis
Lineage: Eukaryota; Metazoa; Arthropoda; Insecta; Diptera; Psychodidae
Product: microtubule-associated proteins 1A/1B light chain 3A-like
Exons: 2
Coding region: 187-651 (154 amino acids)
Biological process (GO): autophagy of mitochondrion; autophagosome assembly; macroautophagy
Cellular component (GO): autophagosome membrane; cytosol; autophagosome
Molecular function (GO): ubiquitin protein ligase binding
Source: RefSeq, a predicted model, not a curated record